AAGGGGCCGGGUGGCGUCUGGUCACUUAUAUAACCUGUGGGCAUAUAUAGGGCACCUGGCCCAGGACUCACCUGCCCGCGCGCUCUCAGGAUGAAGAAGGUGGUGGGCCCGGACCCUUCCCUGGUCUACAGACCUGAGGUGGACCCAGAGGCAGCUGAGGACAAGGGCGGCUUCCGGAACUACACCUCGGGCCCCCUCCUGGACCGCGUCUUCGCCACCUACAAGCUCAUGCACACGCACCAGACCGUGGACUUCGUCAGGAGGAAGCACGCCCAGUUCGGGGGCUUCUCCUACAAGAAGAUGACGGUCAUGGAGGCUGUGGACAUGCUGGAUGAGCUGGUGGACGAGUCAGACCCGGACGUGGACUUCCCCAACUCCUUCCAUGCCUUCCAGACGGCGGAGGGCAUCCGGAAGGCCCACCCGGACGAGGGUGCGGCCCACCUGCCCGGCGGCGGCGACUGGUUCCACCUCGUUGGGCUCCUGCACGACCUGGGCAAGGUCCUGGCUCUGUUCGGGGAGCCCCAGUGGGCGGUUGUUGGAGACACCUUCCCAGUUGGAUGCCGCCCCCAGGCCUCCGUGGUUUUCCGUGACUCCACCUUCCAGGACAAUCCCGACCUCCAGGACCCCCGAUACAGCACCGAACUGGGCAUGUACCAGCCCCACUGCGGGCUCGACAAAGUCCUCAUGUCCUGGGGCCAUGACGAGUACAUGUACCAGAUGAUGAAGUUCAACAAGUUCUCCCUGCCCUCGGAGGCUUUCUACAUGGUCCGGUUCCACUCCUUCUACCCCUGGCACUCCCGGGGCGACUACCGGCAGCUGUGCAGCCAGCAGGACCUGGACAUGCUGCCCUGGGUGCAGAAGUUCAACCAGUUUGACCUCUACACCAAGAGCCCCGACCUGCCGGACGUGGACAAGCUGCGGCCCUACUACCAGGGGCUCAUUGACAAGUACUGCCCCGGCGUCCUGUGCUGGUGACCGCCCACCUGUCCCCCACCACCGCUGCACCCCACGCUGGCUCUGUCCCCAGGGUCUGGCCCUGGGGGGAGACAACACCCUCAGACUCAGCAACGACCCACCUCAGCCUCACGGGGGGAGGGACCUGCUCACUCUCAUGGGGGGACCCCCUCACCCUCACGGGGGGACCCCCUCACCCACCUGCAGUCGCCGCCCCUCACGGACACUGGAGCCCGGCAGCAAUAAAGAGCUUGAAGGAGCUGUU
Lemur catta (Ring-tailed lemur) is the source of this 1219-nucleotide messenger RNA. It is a transcript of the gene MIOX, whose product is annotated as myo-inositol oxygenase. The coding region runs from base 91 to 975 and encodes 294 amino acids. The transcript has 10 exons. Gene Ontology annotation, molecular function: inositol oxygenase activity; iron ion binding. Gene Ontology annotation, biological process: inositol catabolic process. Lineage: Eukaryota; Metazoa; Chordata; Mammalia; Primates; Lemuridae. The record is from RefSeq and is a predicted model, not a curated record. Gene Ontology annotation, cellular component: cytoplasm.